UUUGUAUUCGACCAAUCCUAGUUUUAUAAGAAACCGCAAAAUAGCUACUUCCGGUUAAGAAAGAUUACGCACUUGUUUUAAAAUUACAGCCUAUUUUCUCGUUAUUUUUCACAACGAUGAAAAUGGCCAUCGUUAUAUAUACAUGAUAUGAUGCGCAUAUUAAGUGUGCAUUUUUUUAGGCCUACGUAUCGCUUCGGUUGCACCUUUUGUUGAUAUAUACGCGGGCCUGUCUGCUAACUUAGCUUUGUUUCCACUUUUUACCAGGCAGAGAAUUGAUACAAUGGAAGAACCUGCAUCGUUGCCACAAUCGGGUUCAUCAACCCCAGUGACCCCCCAGCCCUCUGCUACACCAUCACCUGCCCAAACACCAACCCAAACUCCACUGUCAUCAGUAACCAACACACCAAGCCCAGCAGUGAAGUCUGGGAGAAGGAUGCCUAUCCUUGACCCGAGGAAUUUGAUACCAAUUCGGAGGAGCUCGACCAGAUCAAUCAAGAGGAAAAAGUUUGAUGAUGAGGUUGUUGAGAGUAGUCUGGUCAAAUCAGAUCGCGGGCGAAUCAAGAUAACCCCACCACAGCCAGAGAAGCAGGAACCAGUUGUGCCGGAAGAGAAAGCACCAGCUCCUCCGCAACCUGAGAAGAAAAAGGAGCCACCGAAGAGACCUGUUGGAACAAAAACUAUGCCAACCAAGUCAUCCUCCUCUAAACGAAACAAAAAACAAAAGACACAAGCUCCAGCUUCGACCAAAGACCUCGGGCGAUGGAAGGCUCAGGAUGACCUGGCCUUAAUAACUGCAGUUCAGCAGACCAAUGACCUGACUGGUGUUUACCAGGGAGUGAAGUUCUCCUGUAGAUUUACUCUGAAGGAAAUCCAGGAGAGGUGGUACGCCUUGCUGUAUGACCCAGUCAUUUCAAAACUUGCCAUUCAAGCCAUGAAGACAUUACACCCAGACGUGGCCGGAGCAGUUCAAGCUCAAGCCCUCUACAGCACCGACGAGGAGAAACUGCUGGGAAAAAUAUCAUCGAACACUCAGCCCCAGCCGACGGUGGAUGUGUUCGAGGACCUGCUUGACAAAACCCCAGACAUCUUUCAUCCUGCAAGAACAGCAAAGUCCCUGCACAGCCAUUGGUUGCUCAUGAAACAGUACCACCUCCUUCCUGACCAAUCAGUUCAACCCAUGCCGAGAGGCGACCAUGUCCUCAACCUGUCUGAUGCAGAGGACAUGCUCAAUGAUGAUGAUUUGAGGGAUGGUAGAGAUGAAAUACUCGAGCAUGAACUUGCCAUAGCUGACAAAAGAAAUAAACGUGAAAUUCGUCACCUUGAACAGGAACUGCCAAAAUGGCAGGUGCAAGUUGACAGCAUCACAGGCAUCAACCCCCAGGACUUUGAUAACCAGACUCUGGCAGUGCUGAAGGGGAGACUGGUGCGCUAUCUCAUGAGAUCGAGAGAGAUCACACUGGGCCGAGCCACCAAAGACAACCAGAUUGAUGUGGACUUGUCAUUAGAAGGCCCUGCAGCUAAAAUAUCUCGGCGACAGGGCGUCAUUAAGCUACGAAACAAUGGGGAUUUCUUCAUUGCUAAUGAAGGAAAAAGGCCAAUCUACAUUGAUGGCAAACCGGUGUUAGCUGGUAACAAACAGAAGCUGUUUAAUAAUUCUGUGUUAGAGAUCUCAUGUUUGCGUUUUACAUUUCUGAUGAACCAAGACCUGAUAAACGUCAUACGAGCUGAAGCUCAGAAGAUCACACCACCAACAUCAUGACCAUCUUGAACAUUAGCUUCAUCAUUGUCUUCUUCAUAAUCAUCCACCAUAUUCAUACAAAAUGUGCAGCUCUUCCUUACCUUAAAGUCACGAUCACAAUAUUAGUGGAGCAGUCUGAUUAUAAGAAGCUUCAGAAUACAAAUAUCACUAAAACAUUUCCACAUGCUGUUGAGGAGCAUUGAGAUUGACAGCAGUCAUGGAGUCACGGCAACAAUCUGUUCUGUGGAGGAAAGUGAUGAGAAGACUGAGACAGCUAUGCUGAUAUUGUCUCAGUGGCGGCCCCGUGGCCUCCCUGUGAAUUGAGUUCCUUGUCCGUAUUCUGAUCAGUCUUAGGUCCGAAUCCCAGAUUUACCCUGAUAGUGUUCCUUGGUCUACUAGAACUUGACCUGCAAUCUUAAACCCUUCUAAUUCAUUUUUGCUAACUAAUACAUCACACAUUUGAUUACCAUGAUGUAAUACAAAUAGGUCAUUGUCCGGUGAUCAUUUGACAUUCAUUCUAACUCAUCGUCAAAGUGACCUAGACAGGCAUUAGUACCCACAGUUCCUAAUGUCAUGGUCACAUCUAUGUAAGAAUACGAAGUCUAUCUCUUCUGAUUACCAAGUGGUUACUGACAAAGAAUGGGAGUCAUGUCUUCUGUUGCAUGAUAAAGUUCAUGGGAUUUCAUGGGACUGUUGAGACAAUCUGAGGUGGACUGCUGCCCUUUUAGGUAGCUAGGGUUUGCUGUACACUGCAAUUUAGUUCUGUUUCACUCAUGAUGGACAGAUGCAGUAGGAAUGAACUCUGAAACAUGUUCAUGAGAUGUGAUUUGCCUAGUAUGGUAGAAAACAUGUCCAUGCUGAUGAUGUGUCUUUGGUGGGACAUACCCUGAUGCAUUGAUGGAGGAACUACCGGUGCACAUGUAUUAGAAUGAUGGAAGAUGAGGAAAAGCUGAAUUUCUCUGCCUUUGUUGACGCAUUUGUUAUCUGUUAUUUGUUGACAUUAUUGUAUAUGGUGUAUGAAAGACUUCCAUACCAAUCAUGACAAAAGAGUUUUGUAUGAUCAUGAUUGAAAGCCGCCUUUAGCCUGCCUAGGACAUGAUGUAGUGAACAAUGACAUGCAUCUUAAGGGGAAUGUUUGUUAAUUUGUUGUAUCAAUGUCAUUUUAUGGUAAUGAUACGUUUUGAACUGCCUUCAAAGUUAGCUUAUUUCCUGAAGAUUUAGAAUCGGUAACCUAAUGGAACGAAGUGCUGAGUGAAUCAUGGCGGUGUUCUCUGUACAGUUAAGUGGUUAGACCACUCACCCUCAUGUGUGAAGGAGACUUUGUCAGCAUCAGUACGAUUGUGUAAGGAAUUCUAAACAACUAAAAUGUUCAAUCUUCAUUCAGGCAGAGACUGGGUCCUCUGAUAGAAGUAUUAUAAGGGUACCAGUUUAAGGUGUUUAUGGGUGGUGGGGUUAGUGGUUAAGCAUUCGCUCGUCACCUCGAAAACACAGGGUCAAUUCCCCACAUGGGAGCAAUGUGUGAAGCCCAUUUGUGGUUUCUCUGCUGUCAUAUUGCUGGAACAUUGCUAAAAGCGGCGUCAAACCAUACUCACUCACUCGCCCAAGAUGUUAAAUGAAUUUUUUAUUUUUAUUUUUUGGUCCAUUUUCCAAAGGUCACAUACCCCUGCUUAUUUUUCUGACUACCCACAGUUAAACAAUUUGCUCAAUUGAUUCAAGUUUCUUGGGCAACACCUCUAUGACAUCAUGUAGUGACCACAACAAAAGAUUUCACUGUUACACAAUUCCUUCUAUGUGAGGCUUACAACUUAUCAAUCAACCCUGUUGAAAUUAUUCCUCCUUAAAGCUAUUAAAGUGUUUUUGCUGGAAUAUUGCCGAGAGCAGCAUAAAACAUGUCUCAAACAGAAUCAGGAAACUUGACUCUGUUUAUGUCUGUGUCUUAGCAUGUCAACUACACAGAAAAUACUGUGGUUCACAAUUAUCUGAAGAUUAGUUAAAGUCACAUGGUGUGAUAAUGCUGACCUGAACACUUGGAGUGGAAGACUAUUGAAUGUGUAGGAAAGAUACACUGCCUUAUGAAAUAUUGUGAAAUCAUUUUGUAAUAAAUGUCUUAAUGAUAAA
This is a messenger RNA of Haliotis rufescens (red abalone), 3856 nucleotides long. Its product is annotated as microspherule protein 1-like. Gene Ontology annotation, cellular component: Ino80 complex; NSL complex; MLL1 complex. NCBI's taxonomy places the organism in Eukaryota, Metazoa, Mollusca, Gastropoda, Lepetellida, Haliotidae. Bases 281 to 1759 code for a protein of 492 amino acids. Gene Ontology annotation, biological process: positive regulation of transcription by RNA polymerase II. The transcript is spliced from 13 exons. The record is from RefSeq and is a predicted model, not a curated record. Gene Ontology annotation, molecular function: G-quadruplex RNA binding; protein binding.